Messenger RNA from Hibiscus syriacus, 1613 nucleotides. RefSeq names its product glutamate-1-semialdehyde 2,1-aminomutase 2, chloroplastic-like. The record is from RefSeq and is a predicted model, not a curated record. Gene Ontology annotation, biological process: tetrapyrrole biosynthetic process. The transcript has 3 exons. The coding region runs from base 80 to 1501 and encodes 473 amino acids. Gene Ontology annotation, molecular function: pyridoxal phosphate binding; glutamate-1-semialdehyde 2,1-aminomutase activity; transaminase activity. NCBI's taxonomy places the organism in Eukaryota, Viridiplantae, Streptophyta, Magnoliopsida, Malvales, Malvaceae. Gene Ontology annotation, cellular component: chloroplast.
UCUUAUCUUCUUCUUGAGACUGCCUAAAAGAAGAUCACUGAGAAGCAAACAAGGGGGAGGACAAAAACAAAGAGCAAAGAUGGCGGCUUCAAUGAGCGGAAUUGGAGUUGGGUUAGGCCUAUCUUGUUCUUCCAACCUUUCUAAGCCUCUUCAUUCUUCACAAUCCUCUGGUUUCCGCGUCAAGAUGACUGUUUCUGUUGAAGAUAAGAAGAAGAAUUACUCCCUUCAGAAAUCUGAAGAAGCUUUCAACGCUGCCAAGAAUCUGAUGCCAGGAGGUGUAAAUUCCCCAGUCCGUGCCUUUAAAUCUGUUGGUGGACAACCAAUUGUGAUUGAUUCUGUCAAGGGUUCUCACAUGUGGGACAUUGACGGUAACCAGUAUAUUGACUACGUUGGCUCCUGGGGACCUGCAAUAAUCGGUCAUGCAGAUGAUCAGGUGCUUGCUGCUCUGGCCGAAACAAUGAAGAAAGGAACCAGCUUUGGCGCUCCUUGUCUUCUCGAGAAUGUUUUGGCCGAGAUGGUAAUCUCCGCCGUGCCUAGCAUCGAAAUGGUACGGUUUGUAAACUCGGGUACAGAAGCUUGCAUGGGCGUGCUGCGGCUCGCGCGUGCGUUUACCGGCCGAGAAAAGCUCGUCAAGUUCGAGGGUUGUUACCAUGGCCAUGCUGAUCCAUUUCUUGUCAAGGCAGGUAGUGGAGUCGCUACCCUAGGACUGCCCGACUCUCCUGGUGUUCCAAAAGCAGCAACUUUUGAAACUCUAACUGCCCCUUACAAUGACAUAUCCGCCGUCGAAAGUCUCUUUAACACUAACGAAGGUGAACUUGCAGCCAUUAUUCUUGAACCCGUUGUUGGGAACUCUGGCUUCAUUCCACCUAAACCAGACUUCCUUGAAGCCAUACGUCGCCUUACCAAGGAAAACGACGCCCUCCUCAUAUUUGACGAAGUGAUGACCGGAUUUCGCCUGUCCUAUGGUGGGGCACAGGAGUAUUUCGGCAUAACUCCAGAUUUAACAACCCUAGGGAAGAUAAUUGGUGGUGGUCUGCCUGUUGGUGCAUAUGGAGGAAGGAGGGAGAUUAUGGAAAUGGUGGCACCUGCAGGGCCUAUGUACCAGGCUGGGACCUUGAGUGGGAACCCAUUGGCAAUGACUGCCGGGAUACAUACCCUUAAGCGAUUGAAAGAGCCGGGAACUUACGAAUACUUGGAUAAGAUCACCGGAGAACUUGUUCAAGGCAUUUUAGAUGCCGGAAAGAAGACGGGACACGCAAUCUGUGGAGGGCAUAUCAGUGGGAUGUUCGGGUUUUUCUUCACAGAAGGGUCUGUUCACAACUUUGAUGAUGCAAAGAAGAGUGAUACUGCAAAGUUCGCCAGGUUUCAUAGGGGAAUGCUUGAAGAAGGUGUGUACUUAGCACCAUCACAGUUCGAAGCCGGAUUUACAAGCUUGGCACAUUCUUCCGAAGACAUCGAAAAGACGAUUGCGGCGGCCGAGAAAGUUCUUAGCAGGAUUUAAGGUACUUUGCCCUGCCUUGUUCUUCCUUUCCUGUUGCAUCAUUGGCUAUUUUGCUGGAGAAUUCAUUGUUCUUUCGGUAGCUGUUUUUUGGAUCAAGAUUUGUAACCAUUUC